AUGCGGUUAUUACAACGAUCAACCGAUGUCGAGAUUUUAAAAAUGAGAGAAGCGUAUGGAUUCGAGACUGCAAGUACUGGAGGGUUACAAGGAUGUGGUGUAUUUGACACAAAAGAAUCAUUCAAUUCAUCGACAAGAAGAAAUAACGUUGGAAUGGGAGGGGAAAGGCAAAAACAACACAAGUUAUCGCCGAGAUUGUCCAUUGAUCGAUCAGCUAUUUAUAAUCUCUUGUACAAGUUAGCCAACGACAAUGAGGAAUAUUUCACGAAAUUCCCGACCACCGCCAAAUAUGGGCAAAGGAUUGUUGAGGCUUGUAUUGAUGUACAACAAACAACACCGAAAUUGAAAGAAUUGGUAAUGAAACUCCAAGAAAUCGCUCCCCGUUUCGAUUAUGAUGAAAAAGUUCCGGGAAAUGGAUUUCGUUCUCUUGUUUGUAUCUGUGAUACAGUUGUCCUUCAUCUCAUUUCCUUAUUGAGAGUUUGUUCUGAAAUGAGAGGAUCACUCAUGUUUCGACUCAGCCAUUAUACAAAAGAAAUCGAGGCAUACAAUACUGUUGUUUACUUUCUUCUCGAGGCAUUGCCACAGACACUCAGCACUCAAGAAGCGAUGCCCGAUGGAUUUUUAUUCCCAAAUUUGAAGGGAGAUUAUGGAAAAUGGCAUGAAUUAUUGAGAGGAGUUGAGAAAUUGGACAGUAGUUGUUUCUAUGGAAGACCGCUGGGAUUUCAAUUCUCCCCCACAUGCAGUCGAAUCUUUCGUUUCAUUGGAAUCAUCCUUGCAACAUAUUCUUUAUCUUGGGAAAAGGGACAUGGACCAAUUGGAUCAUUGAUUAAUUCGGGGAGAUUCUUUUUGUCACCUGAACAAAGAGCUGCAAGAAUUAUUAAGGUGACAAAAGAAGCGGAUAUCGGCUUUUGCAAGGGUUUCUGGAAUCUCUCCGAACUGGGAAAUAAUGUACCGAAAUUAUUUCUUCCGAAUAUGGCGGUGAAUGAUUUGAGAGAAAUUGUGACGAAUGGGCCAUUGAGUAUGGAAACGAAUGAUGGAGAUCGAGUCCCAAUCCCUGAACCUUCAGCUCAUACAGGUUAUCGACCGGUGAAAAUCCGAGUGAUGUCCCAUUUGCAUCGACAAGGAUUGAGUCCUUCAAAUAUCUCGAAUCAACAACCCGCAUCUCCUUAUCUUUUAUUCCAUUGUCAUGGUGGAGGAUAUGUGGCAACAAGCAGUAAAAGUCAUGAGACAUACCUGCGAGUGUGGGCCAAAUUGUUGAAUUGUACGAUUGUUUCUGUUGAAUAUUCCCUUGCUCCCGAGAAUCCAUUCCCUCGUCCAACAGAAGAAGUUCUCUUUGCUUAUGCAUGGAUUGUCAAUAAUCCUCAGCUAUUUGGUUGGACGGGUGAACGUGUGUGUAUGGUUGGGGACAGUGCUGGGGGAAAUCUCAUCGUUUCUCUCAAUCUUCGCCUCAUUCAAUUGAAUGUCAAAAGAAAACCAGAUGGACUUGUCCCAUGUUAUACACCGUUUCUCUUCCAGUACCUUCCAAGUCCAUCUCGUCUUUUGAGUGUCAUGGAUCCACUCCUUCAUAUGGGUGUCGUUUUGAGAUGUGUUGCAGCCUACACUGGAGCUUAUACUUUCAAAAGUGAUGAAGAUAAUGGUGGAUCGACAGUGCCAAGAGAAGAAAAUGGGCAUAAAUCAUUGCAAGAAUAUGUUGAACAAGUUCAAAAAACACAAAGGAUCGAUUUUACGAGUGGUUCUCAAUCGAUCGUUUCAUUGGUGAAUUUGAGUCAGAACAAUUCUCCCAAUGGGACAACUCCAACGGAAUCAACUUCUUUCUUCAAAAUAAAUGGAACAAUACCUUCAGUGAGUUGUCCUCAACGUGAAGAUGAAGAAAUGGAAAGUGAAGAAGAUGAUGAUAAUCAAUCUAUGAGUAGUGUAAGGAUCGACUCCGACCCACUCCACAUUCACAUUUCUCCAUCAGUUUUUGACAACAAUUUUGUCAAUUUCCUCCAAACGCAUCCAAUUACAAAAGAUCAAGUAUUGUGGUGUGAUGAGAAAGGAGUGACAAUCCCAAGUCCCGAUGAUAUUGAUGAAGUUGCACAAGAAGUGAAAGCAGAAAUAAUGAAUGAAACAGAUGAUCUCACAACAAUUGCAUCGUCAACUUCAUCUCAUACUCUUUCUUCUGUUCCAAUUGAGAAACCAACAAAGACAACUCUAUCGGCAUCAUUGAGCAAUAACAGUCUUGGAUCAUACAGGAAUCCGCCAUUGUGUCACAAGCGUUCUCUUUCUCAAACAUUGGCCGAUACAGCAAGUUUGGCUGCCGGUCAUGCACUUGACAAUUUGAGUGAAUGGUUUGAUCGACCACAGAAAAAAUUGGAAAGAACAACGGGCAGUCAAGAAUUGGCACAGGAAAAAGAGGAAACGGAGAAUCGAUCACAUCUACUCGAAUUGUUGAAUCGAUCAGCUGUCCCACGUGAUCCAUUAAUCUCUCCAAUGUAUGCAGAUGAUCAUUUAAUACGUGAACUCCCACCAAUGCAUUUAAUUGGCUGUCAUUUGGAUCCAUUACUUGAUGAUACGAUUGCAUUUGCGAGAAAAUUGAAAGAUGCCGGAGGAAAGGUGGCCUCAUUGGAUCUUCUUCCUCAUGUUCCACAUGGUUUUCUCAAUUUUACUUUAAUGUCGCCUGAAUGUCGUGAUGGAGCAAAAGUUUGUUUGACAAGAAUUCGACAAGCAUUGGGGAUACCCCAUUCACAUAAUGGA
Mesorhabditis belari is the source of this 2736-nucleotide messenger RNA. NCBI's taxonomy places the organism in Eukaryota, Metazoa, Nematoda, Chromadorea, Rhabditida, Rhabditidae. The record is from the annotation of a GenBank genome assembly.